Rubroshorea leprosula is the source of this 3505-nucleotide messenger RNA. The record is from the annotation of a GenBank genome assembly. Lineage: Eukaryota; Viridiplantae; Streptophyta; Magnoliopsida; Malvales; Dipterocarpaceae.
AUUUUGCAAAAAAAGAAUCAAUUGGAAAAGAAAAUGGCUGACCAAUGGCAUCAACAAUUCUUGAACUUGAGAUCCGAAGACAUAGUCUGGUGUGUGACAUGGUUGAAGUCUACUGAUUACUUUUAUCCUCCACGUGGCCAUAACUGGAUCCCGUUAUUGGGCGUUCGAGGAGCUAUUAGCUAUAGUUCAGCAUUAGUGAUGAGGCAAUUUCGUGAUAGGCAAAGUAAACCAUUGCUAGAUGGUAUCACUUCAUAUGGGUUUGAUUAUUCUCUUGAUACUCAAGUAAUUAAUCAAAUUGGCUUUGCCAAGGAAGUAUGGUCACAAUGUGAAGUUCAUUUCUCAAUGAACAAGAUUUCAGUCACUUCUGAGUUUGAAGAAUGGAGGAAAGUUUGGCUUCAAGACAUAGUUAUCCCUUAUGACAUUCCUAUCAUUAAAGAAGCUAUCAUUGUGGAUUUGAAGAAAAGAAUAGCGGAGCUAGAAGGUUUGUCGUGUGCUCAAAGGGUCAAGCAUGAAAACGAAAUUGGAGAGAAAAAUAUGGACAUUUAUUUUCUGGAAGGUGAGAAGCAAAAAUUGAUUAAGGAAAAGAAUUCUAUAACUUUUGAAAAAGAGGAGGCAGAGAAAGAAAUUUGCAAGCAGGCUCAAACUCUUAAAAAUUUAAGAAGAAUCAUCCAGAAGGAAGAAAGGCAGAAUGAUCAUUUAAUGAGUGAUAAAAACAAGUUGGAGGAUGAGCUCAAUCAAGUCAAGGAUCAGAAUGCCAGUUUAAAGACUCUAAUAAACCAGCAGCAGGGUGAGAUUGAUCGACUUAAGGGUUUUGAAAAUGAAGUGGAGAAUUUGCUUGAUAAUAAAUUACAAUUGUUGCAAAAACUUGAGGAAGCUCAAAACAAUGAAGAACUGAUGAAGGAAAAAUUGGCGUUAAUGCAAACACGACAAUUUUAUCAAAGUGAGAAGAUAGGAGGAUUGGAAGCAGAGGUAGGAAGCUUAAAUGGACAGUUGGGUGAGGCAUUAGCUACAAUUGAUCAAUUAAAGAGGGAAGGAGGAAAGGUGCUCUAUUUGGUCAAUGGAAUCUACUCUGAGGCAAUGAAGAUUGGUCCCAAAAAGAAUUAUCCAAGAGUUCGUUCACCUAUUCGCACUAGAGCUCUUGCAAGGAAAAUGGCUGACGAAGCUAAUUUAGAGAAGGUAGCUCUGGAAAAUCGGGUUGAAAAUAUGGAAAAUACUUUGAAGGAAUUGAUGGCUUCCUUCCAAUCUCUUCAAGCAACCUUAGUCACAAGGGCACCUUUGACAACAAAUCCUUUAUUUGAAGGAAAUGUGGCCACAUCUGCUUUAACUCUUGGGAAGGAGCCUAUGUCAUCUGGCCCUCCUGAUCCAAUUAUUGGUGGAACUUCUGGGACAAAACCAUUUGUUCUAAAUGCUGGUGUUGCUACAGUUCAGUCUAAUAGUCAAGAAGAGAUUCAAGUUGUCAAGUCAAUCACAAAGGAUGAAGACAAGGCAAUUAAAGCGAAGGUGCAGUUGAUGGAGGAAACACUAAAAUCGAUGCAAGGUGUCCAAACCAAUAAACCGGUUGACAUCUCAUCUUUGUGCUUUUUCCCAAACAUUCAACUGCCCCAUAAGUUUAAAUUGCCUGAGUUUGAUAAGUACAAUGGCACUGGUUGUCCUUAUGCCCACUUGACAAUGUAUUGCAGGAAGAUGGCUCCUUAUGCCAAUGAUGAGAAGCUAAUGAUACAUUACUUUCAGGACAGUCUGAUAGGUCCUGCAGAUGCUUGGUUCUCUACUAUAGAUAAAACUCCUAGUAGAGAGGAUCUUCAAAGAACAGAGAAGAAAUCGAGUGAAAGCUUUAAGGAAUUUGCUCAAAGAUGGCGUGGAUUGGCUGCUCGAGUUCAACCGCCACUAACUGAUCACGAACUGAGUAAUUUAUUCAUUAAGUCAACUAAAGGGCCUUAUCGAGAAAAGUUGAUGACUUGUGUAAAUUACACUUUCACUCAGUUGGUUAUCGUGGGAGAGCAAGUGGAAGAUGGAAUCAAGUCAGGGAUUAUUAUUGAUUAUCAAGCAAUGAAGAGUCUCCUUGAACAAUACCAAAAUGGUGGUUCAAGAGUUGCUAGUUCAAGGAAAAUGGGCCAGAAUCGAAAGAAGGAAAAUGACACUGGCACCGUUAGCUCAGUUUAUGAGACGUAUGGGAGAAAUAAUCAACCACGCCUUCGAGGACAAUUCAAUAAUUCUUUCCAAGCUCCAACUUAUCAACCACCAAUUUUUACAAGUCAGCCAAGGCCACUCUAUGCCUCUGGGAUCAAUCGUCCACAACAAGAAAAAGUGAGACGACAUUUCAACAAACUUCCUUUAUCAUACACUGAAGUGUUUCAACAAUUGGUAGCAGCUGGUCUUGUUACUCCUGUACCCAUGGUGCCAGUUAAAUCACCAUUCCCAACGUGGUACAAUCCAGAGGCAAGAUGUGAAUAUCAUAGUGGAGGUGUUGGACAUGAUCUUGAAAAUUGUCUAGCUUUAAGGCACCGGGUGCAGGAUUUGAUAGAUGCGAAGGAGUUGCAAAUUGCAUCAGAGCCGGAAGUUGUUGGCCCAAACAUUGCUAAAAACCCCCUACCAACACAUGAUAGUUCAACAAUCAAUAUGAUCGAGAAGGAUUUUGAGGAAGUUCAAGAGGUGGCUGAAGUUACUCUCACCAAUCAAGUUCCAUCAACUCCUAGACAGCUUUUAAUAUUGAAGGGACCGAUGCUUACAGUUCCACUCAAACAAGGGUUCUGUCGAACCCUAGCUUCCCAAAAAUCUUAUUUCUUCCUUUUGCCGCCGAUUAUCUCUAAGAUUUCACAAAAUUCUUCUUAUCCAUUCCUUAUCCAUUCAAAGUUUGGAUAGCCCACAACAACACAAGAAGAGAUUUUCGGAUUUGAAGUUCUUAUCAAGAGUCGCAGAGGAUUUUCGAAGUCGAUUCAAAUUGGGAAUCCUAAUAUUUUAAAGGUAUGAAUCUAGCCUUAAAAAAUGGGAAGAUGUGUAAAGGCUAGGUUAAUUUUAGGAUUCCAAUUUCAAAUAGGAUUAGAUUAUUAUCUGUAAUUUUGGGAUUGGGAUUAGAAUUGAGAGUUAGAAAAAGGGUUGGAGUCCUCUCUAUUUCUGUAUAAAUAGGGGGGCACCUUCGGCUUGAAAAAAAGAAGAGGGAGAUCGGAGGGCGAAGAGGAGGAGGAAAUUGGAGAAAGGGAAAUCCGAGAGUGGAGAGAGAAAAAGGGGAAACGCAGAAACUUGUAUUUGGACUUCAAGAGAAUAAAGUCUUGAUUUUUCCUUUUCUUCAGGUGUGCAUUGUUCAUAAAUUUUUUUUUCUUUCUGCGUUUUCUGUUGUUCAUAUUUUGUUCUUUCUUCUUCUCUUUUGUGAAUUGCUUGAUUGCCCUUUUAAUUGUUUCUUUCUUGGUUUAUCUGUAAUUGGUCUUGAAGCUUGCCACGAACAUGAUUUCACUUGUUUUUCCCCAUUAGUUUGGUUUCCUGCGAUCCAAAAUAACUAUCUGCAGAUUUU